CGGUCUUCUGUUUUCGUCGUGUUUACUCUCCCUCUUCCUCAUCUUGCUGUGUCGGGCUUCAUAGCAGGCUUUUGUGCCUCGAUUGAUUGCCCACAAUGGCUCAGCAUGGCGAAAACGAUAUCUCCUCCGGAUCUACCUCCAGCCAUACCGCGCACGAGAAUGACAUCGUGGAAGAGCCUCCGGUUUCUCGACGACAGUCGCGAGUCGACCGCAAUGGCAGCCAAGUCUUCGAGAAUAUGAGCCCGGAGGAAAGAGCAAAUCUGACUCGCAUCGCCUCGAAUUUCCCCAAGCGCCGCGCGACUAAUCUAAGCACCGGUGGAACGACCCUCGAGCGAAAGGAUACGAUUGAAGAAAUGGAUGAGGACCAUCCGGCUUUCGAUCCGACCAGCGGACAAUUUGACCAGCGGAAAUGGGUCCGCAAGAUACUGCGGUUGUUGGAUCGGGAGGGCCUUUCGCGUCCGGCUUCCACCGGCGUUGCCUUUCAGAACCUCAAUGUCUCCGGGUCCGGGUCUGCGUUGCAGUAUCAGAGCAGUGUGAGCUCGAUGCUGCUGGCCCCUCUCCGUCCCCAGGAAUACCUCAGUUUUGCCCGACGAUCUCCGGAAAAGCAUAUCCUACGCAACUUCGACGGUCUUCUUCAGAGUGGUGAGCUACUCAUCGUCUUGGGUAGGCCGGGUAGCGGCUGCUCGACGUUGCUCAAGACACUCUGUGGGGAAUUACAUGGGCUGAAGCUUCGCAAGAGCUCGGAAAUUCAAUACAAUGGUAUCUCGAUGGAAAGGAUGCAUAAAGAGUUCAAGGGCGAAGUGCUGUACAACCAGGAAGUGGAUAAACAUUUCCCGCAUUUGACGGUUGGUCAAACGCUGGAAUUUGCUGCUGCUGCGAGAACACCCGAGGUUCGAUUGAAUGGCAUUGGGCGACAGCAGUAUGCCAAGUAUGUCUCGCAAGUUGUCAUGACCAUUUUCGGCCUGUCCCACACGUACAACACGAAGGUUGGGGAUGACUACAUUAGGGGUGUCUCUGGAGGUGAACGCAAGCGAGUUAGUAUUGCCGAGAUGGCACUUUCCGGGGCGCCUCUCGCAGCGUGGGACAACAGUACUCGGGGUCUUGAUUCCGCGAGUGCCCUGGAAUUUGUCAAGGCGUUGCGGGUUUCGUCUGAUCUGGCUGGAACCUGUCACGCCGUUGCCAUAUACCAGGCCUCACAGGCGAUCUACGAUAUCUUUGACAAAGCAAUCGUUCUGUAUGAAGGCCGCCAAAUCUUUUUCGGCCCCUGUGAAGAAGCAAGAGAUUACUUCAUCGAGAUGGGCUGGGACUGCCCACCACGUCAGACGACCGGUGAUUUCUUGACGUCCGUGACCAACCCCCAGGAGCGUCAAGUACGCAAUGGGAUGGAGAAUCGGGUCCCUCGCACACCCGAUGAGUUCGAGAAUUACUGGAAGAACAGUCCCCAGUAUGCUAGACUCUGUCAGGAAAUCGAGCAGUAUCAUCGGGAUUUUCCUCCCGGUGGAGAAUCGGAGCAGGCAUUUAGCCAGAUGAAGAGAUUGCGACAGGCGAAGCACGUCCGACCCAAGAGUCCUUAUGUCAUUUCGGUCAUCAUGCAGAUCAAGCUUUGCACAAUGAGAGCUUAUCAGAGAAUAUGGAACGACAAACCUUCUACAUUGACAACACUUAUUGGGCGAGUCUGUAUGGCUCUUAUCAUUGGAUCCAUAUACUAUGGGACCCCAAAUGCUACCGCUGGAUUCCAAAGCAAGGGAGCAGCUCUUUUCUUUGCAGUUUUGAUGAACGCGCUCAUCAGUAUCACGGAAAUCAACUCGCUCUAUGAUCAACGGCCUAUCGUCGAGAAGCAGGCCUCGUAUGCCUUUGUUCAUCCUUUUGCGGAAGCACUCGGCGGAGUUGUCUCUGAUAUUCCGGUCAAAUUCUUCGCGGCGGUCGUGUUCAACAUCAUAUUCUAUUUUCUGGCUGGAUUGCGAUAUGAGCCGUCUCAAUUCUUCAUUUUCUUUCUGUUCACAUUCCUCAGCACACUUGCCAUGUCAGGGAUCUUCCGAACGCUGGCCGCAGCAACGAAGACACUCGCACAAGCAAUGUCCAUCGCUGGUGUGAUUGUCCUCGCUAUAGUCAUUUAUACAGGUUUCGUGAUACCCGUGCCACAAAUGUCCUCAAUUCCCUGGUUUAGCUGGAUCCGAUGGAUCAAUCCUGUCUUCUACACUUACGAGGCGAUGAUUGCGAAUGAGUUCCACGGCCGACGCUUCACGUGUUCUCAGUUCGUGCCUGCAUAUCCCAACCUAAGUGGAAACUCUUUCAUAUGCUCCAUCCGAGGCGCUGUGGCAGGCGAGAGGACCGUGUCUGGGGAUGCAUAUAUCGGAUCGCAAUACACAUACACAUAUGCGCAUGAAUGGCGGAAUCUCGGCAUCCUUAUUGGAUUUUGGAUAUUUUUUACGGCAUUGUACUUGGUCGCUACUGAGAUCAACUCCGCAACUUCCUCAAAGGCCGAAUUCUUGGUAUUUCGACGAGGUCAUGUUCCAGCGUACAUGCGCAACGUCGACAAGGAUCAAACCGACAACGCAUCAGCGGUGGUCAGUCACCCCGAAAAAGGCGGCCAGGAAGAAGAGGAUGCUAUUCCGAAACAGCACAGCGUCUUCACAUGGCGGAAUGUCUGCUAUGAUAUACCCGUCAAGGGGGGUCAACGACGUCUUCUGGAUAAUGUGUCGGGUUGGGUGAAGCCUGGCACUCUCACGGCCUUGAUGGGUGUUUCGGGAGCCGGCAAAACGACCCUUCUCGACGUUUUGGCGAAGCGUGUCUCAAUCGGCGUCGUGACUGGCGAUAUGCUGGUAGAUGGAAAGGCCUUGGACAGUAGUUUCCAGAGAAAAACUGGCUACGUGCAGCAGCAGGAUCUCCAUCUUCCUACCACCACCGUUCGAGAGGCGCUGCGCUUCAGUGCAGUCCUGCGUCAGCCGAAGUCUGUCCCCAAGAGCGAAAAGUACAAGUAUGUCGAGGAGGUCAUAGAGAUGCUCGGUAUGCAGGAUUUCGCCAGUGCAAUCGUCGGAACGCCAGGUGAGGGGUUGAAUGUCGAGCAGAGAAAGUUGUUGACCAUCGGAGUGGAGCUGGCCGCAAAGCCUGCGCUGUUGAUUUUCCUCGAUGAGCCGACCAGUGGUCUGGAUUCUCAAAGCUCGUGGUCUAUUGUUGCUUUUCUGCGAAAACUGGCAGACCACGGUCAGGCAGUGUUGUCGACGAUUCAUCAACCCAGUGCUCUGUUGUUCCAGCAGUUUGAUCGCCUGCUUUUCCUGGCCAAGGGUGGUAGGACCGUCUAUUUUGGCAACAUCGGCGACCAGUCCCGUACCUUGCUUGACUAUUUCGAAGGCAAUGGGGCGAGAGAGUGUGGUGAAUCAGAGAAUCCGGCUGAGUAUAUGCUCGAGAUCAUUGGGGCUGGUGCAUCUGGCAAGGCAAGCAAGGAUUGGGCGCUUGUCUGGAACGAAAGUCAAGAGGCCAAGGACGUGGCCAGUGAGGUUGAGCGAAUCCAUCGAGAUCGCGCGUCCGCAUCCAGCGAGGCCGACACUGCCGAGCAGGACCAGCAUGCGGAAUAUGCCAUGCCGUUCGCCUCCCAGCUGUGGUAUGUCACUUAUCGUGUCUUUCAGCAAUACUGGCGCGAACCCUCCUACGUCUAUGCCAAACUCAUCCUGGCCACUGCCUCGUCGCUGUUCAUUGGUUUUACGUUCUUCAAGCCCGAUAGCUCCCAGCAGGGGUUUCAGGACGUUCUGUUCAGUGCGUUCAUGAUGACUUCCAUUUUCUCGACCUUGGUGCAACAGUAA
Molecule: messenger RNA, 3800 nt
Organism: Aspergillus melleus
Lineage: Eukaryota; Fungi; Ascomycota; Eurotiomycetes; Eurotiales; Aspergillaceae
Exons: 9
Coding region: 96-3800 (1234 amino acids)
Biological process (GO): transmembrane transport
Cellular component (GO): membrane
Molecular function (GO): ATP hydrolysis activity; ATP binding; ABC-type transporter activity
Source: RefSeq, a predicted model, not a curated record